AUGUUUCUGUCGACUACUUCUUGCCAACUUUCCUCCCCAUUUUUGUCAAUAAGAAAUCGGUGGAAAUCUGCCUGUGCUGCCUGCGCAAAAGUCAACCCACCGUUAACGGACGAGAUCUCUCGAGAUCGUCCAAUGUUUAGUAUCUGGACGGCUUAGAUAUAAAGCUGAUGUCUCUAUAGUGAUUGAUAGGUUUCUUUCUUUUAGAAAAUUGUAUGAAUCUCCGCAUGACUGAGAGAGACCAUGAAAUGGGAACAUCCAAAAGAGGGUUCCCACUGACUUCUGCAUGCAAGGUCAAACGGUUCAUUAGUCAAUUUAGUGUAAAUUAUUGAGUUUGCUUUUUUUUUAUAGAAAUUUCCAUAAAUCUUACAAUAUUCGGCAGGUCCUGGGAUGUGAUCAUCUUAAAAGGGGGGGGGGGUUCUUCUGACCGUUGGAUGUGGAUGUGGAAAAUGCACGAAAUUCCUUGAACCUCGUAUAGAAUUUAUUUCGUUUAAAGCCUUUUUGUGUAGAAACCUUGGCCUGUUCGGCAAUAGGAGAAGUUGAAGGAUUUAAUAAGGGAAGAGACGGCGGAGGGCGGGGGGUAUGUUUGAAAAUUCUAUAAUUUGGCGGUUUGUCCUCAUUUUGGAGAAAAUUUGGGGGUUUUCUAUGGAUAUAACCGAGCUAUUUUAUAAUAGGGAGGAACUAUAUUGGUAAAUUUGGUGAUAAAUUCCGGUCCAUGCUGGGUUUUUUUUUAAAAGAUAAAUAUUAUGAUGGGUGAGGGUUUCUAAAGGCCUCUGUAGCCGUUAAUCGAGGUGAGGGACUUUUCGAUAAAUAUUCUUUGUACUUUCGGGUUUAAAUGCGUUAUCUGCAUAAUAAUGGGUACAUGUGUAAAUCCCGGCUUCUUUCUCCCUAGAGAAUGACAAUUGGCGCGAAACCACGACGAGCCCCCUUCCUUCACCUCGCGUACUCCGCUCUAUAGGGUAGAAGAACUCUCCUCUCUCUCUCUCUCUCUCUCUCUCUCUCUCUCCCUCUCUCUCUCCCCCUCUCUCUCUCCCCCUCUCCCUCUCUCUCUCUUCCCCUCUCCCCCCCUCUCUCUCUCCCCCUCUCUCUCUCUCCCUCUCUCUCUCUCGCUUAAUCGGCUGGUUUGGGGAGUGUUUCAGAGUUUCCGCUCGUCCAGACGAAGAUCGUAGACUUCUUCCGGAUCCAGCGCUGUUCAAUGGCCUCCGAGGGGGAGUCUCGCCUGAAGCAGCAGCGGAAGAAGCGGACGGGGCCCCGUAUCGUCGCCAAGAGGAAGAGGAAGCUGCUGCCCUUCAACCCCAGCGAGGAUCCGGCGAGGAGGAUGGCGCAGAUGGCGUCCCUUGGCACGGCACUCACAGCGACGGGGGCCGAGUUCAGUGACGAGCUCAUCUACGCCCCAGGCAUGGCCCCCAGAUCGACCAAUCGCGCCGCCCUCGAGCGGGAAGGGAUGCAGGUCGCCGCCAAUCCUUCCCCUCCGACGAGCUCAUUCUCCCUCGAUCGCCGGAUCUGCCCGUUCCAAUGGCUGUUCGCGCUCAAUGUUUCUGGUCCUAUCCAGAGAAGACGCAGAGACAUUGAACCUCUGCAAGCGGAUGAUGGGGAGAGGGGAGUGCCCUCCUCUAAUGGUGGUGUUCGAUGCUCAGGAAGGGUGGGUCCUGGCUUCGUCUCUCGCCGGGCUUCCCUCUUCUCCCAGAACGACGACGACGAUUCACGAAGUUUUCUGGAUGGAAUCAGGUUCACGUGGAGACCGAUCGCUCCAUCAGGGACCUGACAAUAAUCACAGAGUACGCCGGCGACGUCGAUUUCUUGAAGAACCGGGAGGACGACGACUGGGACAGCAUCAUGACUCUGAUGACGGCCAUGGAUCCUGCGGAAACCCUAGUCAUCUGCCCGGACAAGCGCGGCAACAUCGCCAGAUUCAUCAACGGCAUCAACAACCACACCCCGUGAGUAAAUCCUUCCUUCCCCCUCGAAUCUGGCCUCGGACUGAUCUCAUGGAGAACAAAUCUUGCGGCGUAGGGAGGGGAAGAAGAAGCAGAAUCUCAAAUGCAUCCAGAGACAUUCGCAGAGGCGAAGGAUUGUAUUAUGACUACAACGGGUAUGAACAGGAGUACCCAACUCAGCAUUUUCUCUAG
Spirodela intermedia is the source of this 2126-nucleotide messenger RNA. The record is from the annotation of a GenBank genome assembly. NCBI's taxonomy places the organism in Eukaryota, Viridiplantae, Streptophyta, Magnoliopsida, Alismatales, Araceae.